AGCUCUGUUGUCUGCAGAUGCUGACCAUGGUGGCCGCGGAAUCAAUGCGCCUUCUAAGAUCAUCUCCUCCGGGCAACUUCACUCUACACUCACCAGCUUUGGUCAAAGAUACGUAGAAACUUAAAACAAUUUUCCGAGGCAUCGCCAUACGUAUACGAGUUCCAAGUCAAAAUCAAAAUGGCGUCAGACAGCAAACACGAGCUACCGUUCAAGCUCAACAAUCCGGACUUGCUCCAUAGCCUAUCUUUUGUGAAUGGCGAUUGGGUACGAGCGAAGUCGGGAAAGACGUUCGAAGUGGUCGACCCUGGAACAGGAAAUCCAUGGAUAGAAUGUCCUACGAAUGAUGCAUCUGAUGUCGACGAUGCUGUUAAAAGCUCGCAUGCAUGUUUCCAGGACUACAAGAAGAUCAGCCCGCGACAACGAGCACAGAUGCUUUACCGAUGGGAUGCCCUGAUCAAAGAGAACAGGGAAGACAUAGCCACCAUUCUUGUUUACGAGACCGGGAAGCCUAGAGCCGAGGCGUAUGGAGAAAUCGACUACUCGACAGGCUUCACAUGGUGGUUUGCCGGCGAAGCUGAGCGUAUCCAAGGCAGUGUCUUCACUCCCGCGCUACCAAACAGACGCAUCUUCACGAUCAAGCAGCCGCUUGGUGUCGCUGUCGCGUUGGUGCCAUGGAACUUCCCUAUCGCCAUGAUUCUUCGCAAAGCUGGUGCGGCAUUGGCUGCGGGCUGCACAAUGAUUGUGAAACCCAGCCCGGAAACACCAAUCACUGUACUCACACUCGCCCACCUAGCUCAAAAAGCUGGGUUUCCAAAGGGGGCGUUGAAUGUCUUAACCACAGACCUCGACAAGACACCGGAGCUCAGCGAGGCGCUUUGCCGGCACCCGCUUGUGAGCAAGGUCACGUUUACAGGCUCGACGCGCGUUGGCAAGCUAGUCGCUAGGAUGUGUGCGGACAAUCUGAAGAAGGUUACAUUGGAGCUGGGAGGCAAUUGCCCUGUUCUAAUCUUUGACGACGCAAAUAUCGAGCAAGCUAUGACACAGAUCUUCGCACUGAAAUACCGACAUGCGGGCCAAGCGUGUAUUACGGCGAACCGGAUAUACGUUCAGUCGGGUAUCUUCGACAAGUUCCUCGAACGCUGGAACACAGAGACACAAAAGAUCGUGGUUGGUCACGGUUCAGAUGAGAAGACGACGAUGGGCCCAGUGACUACCCCACGGGGUGUCGAGAAAGCACUCGCUCUUGUCGAAGAUGCGAAGAAAAAAGGCGCGAAGAUCCAUACGGGCGGUAACAAGGUGGAGAAGGACGGUGGUUACUUCUUCGAACCUACCGUCAUCACCGGCGUUACGCCAGACAUGGACAUUGCCAAUGAAGAAGCCUUCGCACCGAUCAGUACAUUCAUCAAGUUCGAGACUGAAGAUGAAGCCGUAAAGGCCGCAAACGAUACCAGCAUGGGUCUCGCGUCCUACUGCUUCACAAAGAACGUUGAUCGCACUUGGAGACUGUUUGAGAAUUUAGAGGCCGGUAUGAUCGGCCUGAACACGGGCAACUCUUCUGCUGCAGAAUCGCCAUUUGGUGGCAUCAAACAAUCCGGCUAUGGCAAAGAGUCAGGGAAAGAUGUUGCAGUGAAUGAGUAUCUGAUUACGAAGACGGGUACCUUUACGCUGGAGGAGCAGUCGUAAGAUGGUAGGCGGUUUUAGGAAGUUAUCAAUGUCUCGAGCAUAUCGUCGAUUACAGCUGUUACGCGUCAUGGCUAGCUUCUAGGGACCAUGUCUGCAAGCUUGGGUAGCUUGCUGCAGGAUGGAGUGACGCCCCUGAUCCAAACUUGGCUUGCUUGUACGUUCACUGUCACUUUGUUGUUUAUGCUAUUGUUGGUGGUGAGACACAUAAUCGGGCAAUCGUAUUGUGCCGGGGCGUCUCAAUCACGCACGUGAUCACGUUAGUGCCCGCCCGCGCUUUGGAGCUUACCGACCGCGGCGCGCUGCU
This is a messenger RNA of Alternaria rosae, 1987 nucleotides long. Its product is annotated as Aldehyde/histidinol dehydrogenase. The record is from RefSeq and is a predicted model, not a curated record. NCBI's taxonomy places the organism in Eukaryota, Fungi, Ascomycota, Dothideomycetes, Pleosporales, Pleosporaceae. Gene Ontology annotation, molecular function: succinate-semialdehyde dehydrogenase (NAD+) activity. The transcript is spliced from 4 exons. Bases 178 to 1683 code for a protein of 501 amino acids.